Molecule: messenger RNA, 3505 nt
Organism: Cheilinus undulatus (humphead wrasse)
Lineage: Eukaryota; Metazoa; Chordata; Actinopteri; Labriformes; Labridae
Gene: rtn2b
Product: reticulon 2b
Exons: 7
Coding region: 57-707 (216 amino acids)
Source: RefSeq, a predicted model, not a curated record
GGAAGCCGACAGUGGAAGUGAAGGAGGAGAGGAGAGCGAGCAGGAGCGCAGCAGAAAUGGCGAACAAACUUGUGGAUCUGGUGUACUGGAAGCACAUGAGGUGGACCGGUGUGGUGUUCACAGGGCUGGUGAUCAGUCUGGCCAGUAUCUUCCAGCUCAGCGCCAUCACUGUGCUCUCACACAUCUGUUUGGGUGUCAUGUGUGUCACCUUCCCCCUCCGUUUUUAUUAUAAACUGCUCGAGCUGCUACGCUGGAACCCUGGGGUGCAUCCCUUCCAGUCAUACCUGGAUAAUGACAGCUCUCUGACGGAAAAGGAGACAGUGAUGCUGGUGGAGGAGGUGGUGCUGCUGAUCGCAUUCGCUGUCACAGAGAUCAAACGCCUGCUUUUCGUCGAGAGCAUAAUCGACUCUAUAAAGUUUGUCUUCCUCCUGUAUCUGUUGACCUAUGUCGGCGUCCUAAUCAACGGGCUGACUCUGGUGAUAACAGCUGUGAUUGCAGUUUUCUCCAUUCCUCUUCUGUACAAAAAGCAGAAGCUGCGGAUAAGGAGGAUGGUGAGGGCAGUCAAAGGCUUUGUAAAAAGAAUCAAAAACAUGGUUCUUGGUCUGAUUGAAUCAGUUAGACCUUCUCCUGCACCUGAACCUGCACCAGCAGUCGCACAUGCACCAGUUGCAGCACCUGCCCCCAAACAGAAAGUGAAGUCCAAGUAACUUGUUUUUGGUAUCAUGAAGCACCCAGAAUAUUGGGAUUUGAAAAAUGUUGGAAUGGUCUGUCCUCUGUGGGGCCGCCGGAGAGGUCACUCAUUUCCAUUUCUCCACCAUGAUGUUUGUUUAUGGGAGCACGGUUUAAUGGUUCCUGACAGCUGAAACAAAGCUGCCAUUCACUCCUGGAGAGCGAGCGAGAGAGUAUGAGAAGUAUUUUAUUUACUGAGAUUGUUUCAAUGGGCUGAGUAUAUUAUAACCAGUUCACACAGUCAUGUUCUCCAAGCAGGGACGGCACAGGAUAUCACUGUUUCUUUUUUCUUUAAUAACAGGUCUAUUUAUACAUAGCUGGUGAGCACUGUGUUCCUGUUAAGCUGCAAAAUUAUUCAUAACCGAGCAGGGAAGUGUUAUGUCUUUCAUUAUUUAGCAUCAUGCAUUGUUGGCUGGAUAGAAUAAAACUGACAUGAACACUACCUGAAAUAAUUAUCAGUCAUGGUUUUAUGCUUGUUACUUAAUCAAGCUAUUAGCAAAAGCUUUCAAGAGGCAACUUUUUACAAAUGUAAUGAAACUUUUAUUACAAAUAGCAAGACCAUUUCCCUCUGCUCAUCAUUACAAAAUUUGAAAGCUAACUUAGCUUCCCUAAAGUUGCUACAACUAAAGAUGUGUUGUUUGAAGCCUAUCAUAAGACAUUCAUUAAUAGCACAAAAAAGUAUGCUUGAUAAAAUAAAAUGCUUUUAUGCGUUCAGAUCUAUCUGUUAAUCAAAUGGUCAACAGCUGACAACAUAAAUAGUUACAGUAACCUAGCUAGCUAACUGUUGCACAUAGCUACACUAGUAUUUAUUUAUUUGGAGUCAUGUUUACAUCCUCAUAGCUAGGUACCUGUCAGAUAUUCACUCUUUUUGAUUUCCAUGUUAUCUGUCUGGCUGCUUUUGCUAGAGCCAGGGACUCUUUGAAGGAAAUAUGUAGUUAUAACACAACUAAAGUUGCUAACUGUGUAUGUGCAACAAAAGUUUUGUGGCAGAAAAGACUGCCUUAUUGCACAAAAUGUAAACCUUUGUUAAUUUUAGACAGAAGAAAACAUUUUUGGCCCUUAUAUUUUUUAGCUGUGGGUCAAAAAGCACACUAUCAACACAAACUGUUACAGUAACUUAGCUAGCUAGCCAACUGGUACAAUUAGCCGACACAGAGCUGAAUAAGCAUUGCAGUCUUGUUUAUGUCCAGCUACCUAAAUGCCAGCCAAAUUGUCACUCAGUUUUUACUUUUUAAUUUGUUCAACUUACCAAGGACUCCUUGAGGUAAAUAUGCGACUCUUCAGCCACUAAAUGUCUUGCUAUGCUAACAAGCUAAAUGUUUACUGAUUGAUGCUGAAUGAGUAGCCUAAAGGGAAGUGAGAUUUAAAACAUUUUUGUUGAAAAUAACUGCAUUUCAAAUGGAAACAGGGCUUUUCCAGAGGUAAAUUAACUAACAGAGACAAUGUCUGGGUGAUAACAAUAAGCAAAAGAGCAACAAUCUUAAGUAGAGCUGGAGGGAAUUGACUAUAAAGUGACAAUGUCGGUGUUUUUUCCUUAAGCCUUUGAAGACAUUAAGCCAAUCCAUAGUUGACAUAAAAUAUUCUAUUAAGCUAAUCAGCUCUCACCAGGGCAUAGGCUAUUUGUCUCGUCUCUCAAACUGUGUUGAUAAACAGUCACGCAACAAUAGCAGAAGAGAUGUUGGCCUACUUUGCUGUUUUGAUACAUUUGUUCUUGUUAUUUUGAGUCUUAAAUCAUACACCACUAUUACUUACUAUAUAGUCAAAAACUAUUUGAAGAGGAACAUUAAUGCACCCUGUCUCAGAUGUAUAACUGUGUGAUUCACAUCUAGAAAAUAAACUAAUUUAACAUACAACAUGCUGCUGACAGCCUGUAAAGGGAAAAGAGCCUCAAAGUUAAUUUGAUUAUGAGUGAAGGUCACUUGCAAUUACUAAAAUAUCCACAUGAGACAGUACCAUGCUCUGUUUAGUUGUUUUUCACAUUUAAUCUUUACUAAUAUGAAGAUUACAUAAUCCAAUUUAAUAUUUUUUGUUUUAAUGUCUGCUGUCAGUCAACAAUUAGAAAAAGGUAAGCAUAAAUCAAUUGGGUAGCUAAUGAUACAAACAUCAGUUUUGGGUGUACUGUUAUUUAACUGUUUGGUUUUCACUGUCAAAUCUGAGCCAGUACAGCUGCAAGCAGCGAUUUAAUGCAGCUGUUCAGCAGAUGAGCAGCUGUUAUCAUGUUCGAUUUAUGCUGGUGAAUAUGUGGUGCUCUCUAGUGGACGGUAUUGCAAGAUAAAAUGCAGCUGCACUCAUACUAACAUGUCUUAAUGAACUAGUCAAUGUAAUUUGAUGAUGUAAACCUCAGACCCUGCUAACAUGGCAGGCAAGGGGCUAUGGUUUCUUGUCUUUAGUGCCAUCCACAUUUAGAAAGUUUUGAUUUAUUUUUCCUACAACUAGAAGUAUGCAAAAGAAAAAUAUUUUUGUACUGGCGCUUUAAAGAUACACCAAUUCAACAGCUCCCUGCAGUGAUAGCAUAGCACAGCAGUGACAGUAUCAGCGCAAUACUGAUAUUUUCUCUGUGAGGGUUAAGCUGUGAAUGUGAUGCUAGCAUAUUUAUAAUUUCCUUGAAAGGUGUUUGUCACUUGUUUCGGCCAUAAAAUGAAGCACAAAAUUUAAAGUAAUCAUGAUCCAGUCAAUGUAUGUGGAUAUAAACAUUACAGACUUUAAUGUUUUGUUUUGGAUUGACUUAUAUGUUAAGGUAUUUUUUUAUUUGGUAUUGUCAUUAGUAAUUACAUAU